AUGGCCGGCAGGGGUGUUGAUCGUCAUCUAUUCGGCCUGUACGUCGUCUCGAAGUACUACGAAAUGUCUUCCCCAUUCCUCGACAACGUCUUCUCGAUGAGCUACGCCCUGUCCUCCUCGCAGACGCCGCAACAUCAGUCCGUCGAGUACUCCGCCGUGCUGAACAAGGAGCGCGAGCUGUUUUGGCCUGCCGGAGCCUUUGCCUGCCCUGAUGGCAGCAAAUACGGUGUGUGCUACACGAUCGGCACCACCGGCGAUAUGAUGUCUUUCCACAUUUCCAGCAAGAAGAGCUUCAAGGAUACGGAUUGCCACCGCUUCCGCUCUCAACUUCUCGACUCCUUGCGCGAGAUGAGGGAGAUGGUCGAGGCGGCCACUGCCAAGCAA
Messenger RNA from Mesorhabditis spiculigera, 384 nucleotides. Lineage: Eukaryota; Metazoa; Nematoda; Chromadorea; Rhabditida; Rhabditidae. The record is from the annotation of a GenBank genome assembly.